Haplochromis burtoni (Burton's mouthbrooder) is the source of this 3223-nucleotide messenger RNA. Its product is annotated as MIA SH3 domain ER export factor 2. Gene Ontology annotation, biological process: protein secretion; vesicle cargo loading; endoplasmic reticulum to Golgi vesicle-mediated transport. Gene Ontology annotation, cellular component: endoplasmic reticulum exit site; endoplasmic reticulum membrane. The annotation marks the transcript as partial. The transcript has 4 exons. Lineage: Eukaryota; Metazoa; Chordata; Actinopteri; Cichliformes; Cichlidae. Gene Ontology annotation, molecular function: protein binding. The record is from RefSeq and is a predicted model, not a curated record.
GCGCGUUUGCCUUGUUGCCACAGCAACAGACCAGCUGUCAGUCCUGGAGAAAGGUCGAAAAUAAUGGAGUGGGUCUGUUUUAAAUUGCCAUGGCGUUUACCCGGAACCCCGUUUAUGUGUGCACGUAUUAAAAUCUCAAUGAAAUAUCAAUUAAAGCAAAUUUCCAUUAAUAUCAAAUCUUCUAAUGAAAUAGAAACCUUUGACCAGCGAACUGAUAAUAUUUGGUAUUGCAAGCAGGCCUGAGAUGUUAAUGAUUAUCCCCAUGCUGGCCUUAUAUCUUAUCUCAGCUGUUUCAUUUAGCAUUGAGUCUUCAAAAGGCAGCAGCUCAGAGGCAAUGUUCACUUGCCAGCACAACGGGAGUUAUUUCCACCCCACUAUGGACAUUUACUACUUAUAGCCUCCAGUUAAAAGUCAGAUAAUCAUGGCUAUUUUUCAGGUCUCUAGGUUCCUGUGGUCACUGGGUGCAGUUUUAGUGAUUUUACCCCACUUAAAUAUCGGAUUAUUGUCUGACUACAAGAUCUGCGGAGACUCUGAGUGUCAAAGCCUCCUAAGCAGAGUGCAGGCUAUAAGGGACCACCGUGGUAAGGACUGUCGUUUCCUGAGCUUCAGGCAAGGAGACACAAUCUUUGUUUACCACAAAUUGACUGGAAAGAGGAAUGACCUGUGGGCAGGCAGUAUUGACAAAGAGUUUGGAUAUUUUCCAAAGGAUGCAGUGCAAGAAGAAGAGGUUCAUACUACUGUGGAGAAAGUAGUGGAAACACAGAAAUCUGAUUUCUUCUGCAUGAAUGAGUUUGGCUCAACUUAUCUGGAUAUGGAUGAUGAUGAUGAUUAUAUUGAUCAGAAAAUCCAAAUCCCGGAGCCAGAAACCACACAAAAAAUUACCCAAAGCACUGAUGACACGAACGCUGAAAGCCACUUAACAACCUCAGACUCCCCAGUUUCUGCACAGGAAGAAGAAGAACAAGAAGAAGAGGAUCAGAAUAAAAAUGUUGGUGGUUCCGGAGCUGGGUUUCAAGAGGAGACACAUGAGAUUCCUGUGGUUCCUAAUCAACAAGGUGGGUCUCCCUCCUCUUCCUGGCUUGGUUCUUCAGUGACAGGAUGGUUAGGUCUGGGUAAAGAGGACCAACCGGACAGUGUGGCUGAAGGGGAGAUAGAAGAUAAGAGGGAAGACACUCAGUCUGAAACGCUCACAUCCUCUGUGACAGGAUGGCUAGGCUUCGGAGGAAAUGGAAAACCUGACAAUGGCAAAGAAAGUGUGAAACUUAAAGAAGAAACUGCUGAAUCGUUAACUUCAACCAUGACUGGGUGGCUCAGCUUUGGAGGUGGAAGCAAAAGUGAGACAGAAGAGGAACAAGAAGCAGAUGAAGACAAAGAACCCACAGAGAAAUUCAGGAGCAGGAGGAUGUCCUUGGACCUUGAAGGCAGCCAGUUGCAGGAAGAGGAGAAGAAAGAGAUGGGGACUUUAGGUUGGCUGGGGAAUGGGCUGUCAAGCACACUGGGGUUUGGUUUGACCAGUCAGGAGUCAGGACAGGAGAAGGAGGAGAAGGUGCAGGCUAAUUCUUGGUUAAACAUGGAGAUUGAAGGUACUCUAGGUUUCAGGAAAGAUAAAGUUGGAGAUAAUGAAAACAAAGAAAGUGAAUCUAAGGAGGCAGAAAUAAUCACAACUUUAAAGCAACCAACAGGAUCGCAGAAUGUGGAUCACAGUGAGUCAGAGGAGGAAAUUAUUAAGACAAGCAAUAAUUCAAAGGAGGUGGAAGAACUGUCAGAAGACCAAAAUAUCCCGUCUACAGAACCACUUAAUGGUCAGAGUGUUGAUAGCAACACAGAUAUUUCAGACAGUGGGAUAAACAGCGAUUUCCAUGAAGAGGCUGAACCCACAGUUGAUAACAAAGAUAUUUCUCCUGAAAGGAAGUUUGAAGAAGAAUCUCAGGCUUUAGUAGAAUCACCCCCCAGUAAAGAUGACGAUGACAAUAUAGAAAAAAGCAAAAUAAAUGAGGAGAGAUCUGAAGAAAGGGAAGGUGAAGACGCUGUGAUUCACAAACCAAUUGGAAAUGAACAUAUGGAUAAUAGCAGGGAGUCAGGAGAGGAAGAAAGAAAAACUCCAAGUGCUAUCAGUCAGGAUUCAACACCACCAUCUGAAACACCAUUUGAAAGCAUUUUGGGCCCUGAUCACGUUUCAGUGGAUUUAAAGUCAAAGUCUUUGCUGGUCAAGGAAGAUGAAAAAGACCAGAUGGAGAACAAGAAAUCAGAAAGCGUGGAGGAGGAAGGGGCAGAAAUCACAAAUCAAACUGAUAACACAGAAGAACCCACAGAAAUGUCUCUUAAAAUCACCAGGGGUGACGAUAAUAAAGGAGAAGUCAGUAAUAAGGAUACAGAUUUACCUGAAACUCAGACUGAGGAGCUGAACAGUGAUGUAGAAGACAGUAGCACAGAGAGCCAGCCUCACUUACCGUCAUCUAUGGAGAAAAACGAUCCAGUUCCAGCUGAGAAUGAAAGUUUUACUCCUUGUAGUGCUGAAACAAAUAAUGACAAUUCAGAUACAAUAGCUCUUUUUGAUAAUAACACAGAAGCAGAGACAGUUCAUAUGGAGUUAGAGCAGGAGGGAGAAACUCUGAGCUCACAGGAAUUUGAUUCACAGCAUAACCCUGGUAGAAGCACUCAAACUAUCCCAAAGGAUAGAGGAACAAGUGCACCAACCACAGAUCAGACCUCCGUGUCUCCAGUGAUGGAGCAUGUUAACAAUGAAAGCAACAGUGAUGCAGGCAAACUAAAGGAAAUUGUUGAAGACAACAUAAAUGAGUCCCAGCAGGUUAAAACAGAGAUAGAAGCAUCAGGCACUAAAGAAGAUGAUUUAAAUGAAAAAGACUUCAAGUCAGUGAUCAGCUCUGAAUUAGAGGCUGAAAAAGAGGAGGAGUCAAAGGAUGGGGGGAAUCAAGGGGUGAUGAAGGUGGAGGAUAACGAGGAACUGGAGGAUUUAAAGGAGAUAAAAGAGCAAAAGGGAGAUGAGAAAGAGAGUAAUGAGGCAGAAGUGGAGAGCAUGCAGGUAGAGGUGGAAGACCUAAAGGAGGCUAACAAACAGUUGAAGACAGAGGAGGAAAAACACCCCAAGGUGGAGGAGUUAGUGGAAAAAGAGGAACUGGUGGGUCUAGAGGGAAAAGAGAAGAAAGAAGGUGAAGGGGAAAAGGUGAAAGAGCAAAAGGAAGAUGAGGAAGAAAAGGAGACU